AUGAGACACCUCUCAUAUGAUACCACAACACCUGGCAGCACUGUGCCGAAUGUUUACGGGUCCAUCGUGGCGCAUUGUCAACUAGUCAUCGGGUUUAUCAACAGCCCAAUCGAUCGUCGCGAUAUCCAGCAAGAAGCCGCUUUGGAAUCACGGCCUCACCAGGAUCACAAUCACGGGACUACAUUCAGAAGUGGAUUCAUGGCGAGCGCAAGUCCGCGAGAACCAUACUGGCGUUCGGCUCAACCUCGACAGGCUGCGCUAUCUCGAACGUUGCCUACCGACCAUCCAGUUCAGCGUCAGACAGCACGAGCUUAA
This is a messenger RNA of Psilocybe cubensis, 315 nucleotides long. RefSeq lists its product as uncharacterized. NCBI's taxonomy places the organism in Eukaryota, Fungi, Basidiomycota, Agaricomycetes, Agaricales, Agrocybaceae. The record is from RefSeq and is a predicted model, not a curated record. The coding region runs from base 1 to 315 and encodes 104 amino acids. The transcript is spliced from 3 exons.